Molecule: messenger RNA, 1801 nt
Organism: Solanum tuberosum (potato)
Lineage: Eukaryota; Viridiplantae; Streptophyta; Magnoliopsida; Solanales; Solanaceae
Product: protein NRT1/ PTR FAMILY 1.2-like
Exons: 2
Coding region: 306-1760 (484 amino acids)
Biological process (GO): transmembrane transport
Cellular component (GO): membrane
Molecular function (GO): transmembrane transporter activity
Source: RefSeq, a predicted model, not a curated record
GAGAUGAUAGCAACAUAUGGUUUACAAACAAAUAUGCUAAUUUAUUUGAUGACAUUUUAUAACAUGAGUGCUGCCACUGCUACUAGUAUUCUUGGACUAUGGGCUGCACUUUCAAAUGGAUUGGCUAUUGUUGGUGCAAUUGUUGCUGAUUCUUACUGCGGUCGGUUUAGAGCUGUUGCCUUUGGAUCCAUCUCAACUCUUAUUGUGAGUAAUUUGUCACAUUUUCACAAUUUCAACUAAUUGCUGAUAUUUUAAAUUUAUAUAAAGUUGAACAAAUAGACAUUUGAUCCCUUCUUCGACAGGGAAUGAUUGUUCUUUGGCUCACAACUAUGAUUCCACAACUCACGUCUGUAUCCUGCUCUCACUUCCAACAUGUUUGUAAUGGAACAACAACAAUCCAACUUGCUGUUCUGUUUUCGUCUUUUGGGUUUAUGUCAAUUGGAGCUGGUUUUGUUAGACCUUGUUCUAUAAUAUUUGGUGCUGAUCAAUUGGAAAAUAAAAAGAACCCCGACAACCAGAGGCGUAUUGCUAGCUAUUUCAACUGGUACUAUGUUAGCUCGGGAAUUUCAACUAUGCUUGCAGUUACUGUAAUUAUUUAUAUUCAAGAUCGUUAUGGUUGGCAAGUUGGCUUUGGUAUCCCUAUUAUCCUUAUGUUUUUGUCUGUCUUAAUGUUCCAAAUCGGUUCUCCUCUUUAUAUCAAAGUGAAAGCUAAAACUACGGAAAACUUGGUCAUAGGAUUGUUCCAAGCAGCUGUAGCAGCUUUUAGGAAAAGAAAUAAUACUCGUCUUCCAUUGACUGAUUGUGAUGAAUACUAUCGUUGGCCACUUGUAUCAGAGGUCUUGACUCCAUCAAUGGACUUCAGGUGGUUAAAUAGAGCUUGCAUGAUUGAAGAUCCUGAAAGAGAUUUGAAUCUUGAUGGAUCAGCUUCAAAUCCAUGGAAUCUCUCUAGUUUGGAACGAGUUGAAUCACUCAAGGCUCUUCUUAGAGUACUUCCUAUGUGGUCCACCGGUUUUAUGAUGUCUGUGGACAUGGGUGUAUUUUCAUUUUCCAUACUUCAAACAAAGACCAUGGAUAGACACAUGUUCCCUCACUUUGAAAUACCAGCAGCAUCAUUCACUAUGUUCUUGCUUAUCGCUUUAACAAUCUGGAUUAUUUUCUACGAUCGUAUUUUGGUCCCUUUGCUAUCAAAAUAUACUGGACAGCCAAGAGGGCUAAGUCCUGUGACCCGAAUGAGGAUUGGUUUAAUAGUCUCUUGUAUGUCUAUGGCAUUGUCAGCCAUAACAGAAAGAAUAAGACGACAAAAGGCAAUAGAGGAAGGGCAUAAGGACGACCCAAAUGCUUUAGUGAACAUGUCUGCUAUGUGGUUCGUGCCACAGUAUGCACUACUCGGAAUGGCUGAGGCUGCCCAUACAGUUGGACAGAUUGAGUUCUUCUACUCUCUACUACCCAAAAGCAUGUCCAGCUUCGCGUCAGCUAUGCACGCUGUUGGGAGUGCUGUAUCGAGUUUGAUUGGAAGUAUAAUGGUGAGUAGUGUGGACUGGCUUUCAUCAACUGGAGGUAAAACAAGCUGGCUUUCGAGCAACAUUAAUAAGGGUCACCUGGAUUACCAUUUCUGGAUGCUUACUUUUUUGAGUUUGCUAAACUUGUUAUAUUUUCUGGUCGUCUGCCGGUUUUAUGAAACUGGUAAUGAUGAGAUCAGUAGAUCACCUCACGUGGCCGAUGAGGAAGAAUGUGAUUAUAGACUCUUACCUGAAUCUUGAUUAUAUAUUGUACUGCAUUCUUGAAUAAAUGAGGCAACUAC